Phyllostomus discolor (pale spear-nosed bat) is the source of this 4244-nucleotide messenger RNA. It is a transcript of the gene ARHGAP42, whose product is annotated as Rho GTPase activating protein 42. The coding region runs from base 515 to 3136 and encodes 873 amino acids. The record is from RefSeq and is a predicted model, not a curated record. Gene Ontology annotation, cellular component: cytoplasm. Lineage: Eukaryota; Metazoa; Chordata; Mammalia; Chiroptera; Phyllostomidae. Gene Ontology annotation, biological process: signal transduction. Gene Ontology annotation, molecular function: protein binding; GTPase activator activity. The transcript is spliced from 24 exons.
GAGGGUCUCUGACCCUGAGUCGGAUUUGCAAGCUCUCUGAGCUUGCGUUCGCGGAGGGGGAGGGUUUCCCCGGCCCCGCCGGAGUGGCGGCUGGGCACUUCUGUCUCACUACACAAACGACUGUCAAGAGAGUAGUGAGUGGAGCUGCCGGAAGUGUCUGCGCGCGGAGAGAACUUUCCUGCUCCAGCCGCGGCCGGGAGCCUCCGCCGCCUGGGUGCUCGCAGCUACGAUGUGCGGUGAUGACAACACCCUAAGCAGACCCGCGCCUCGGCCCACCCCUGGUGUGUGUGCCAGCUUGGCUUCAAGAGAAGACUGAGUUCGGUGGUGUCCGUGCGCCACGGGAACCCGGCGCAGGCGGCGGGGCGCGCGGGGCCCGUUUCCUCUGCGCAGUCCCCUCGCUUCCCGGCGCGUUCCUCGCGAUCGCGCGUCCCAGAGCGGGUCACGGUCGCCGAUUACCCUCGCCCUGACUACCGGCCCGGACGUGCCCCCGGCGGCCGCUGGCAGUGUCUGUGCCAUGGGGCUGCCUACUCUGGAGUUCAGCGAUUCCUACUUGGACAGCCCGGAUUUCAGGGAGCGCCUCCAGUGUCACGAGAUUGAGCUGGAGCGGACCAACAAGUUCAUCAAAGAGCUGAUUAAGGAUGGCUCUCUGCUCAUUGGGGCGCUGAGGAAUCUGUCUAUGGCAGUACAGAAGUUUUCCCAGUCACUGCAAGAUUUCCAGUUUGAAUGUAUUGGUGAUGCUGAAACAGAUGAUGAAAUUAGUAUUGCUCAGUCACUAAAAGAAUUUGCAAGACUACUCAUCACAGUAGAAGAAGAAAGGAGAAGACUGAUUCAAAACGCUAAUGAUGUAUUAAUUGCGCCACUUGAGAAAUUUCGCAAAGAACAAAUAGGUGCAGCAAAAGAUGGAAAGAAGAAGUUUGACAAAGAGAGUGAAAAAUAUUAUUCUAUUCUUGACAAACAUUUAAAUUUGUCUGCAAAGAAAAAGGAGUCUCAUUUGCAAGAGGCAGAUACACAGAUUGACCGGGAACAUCAAAACUUCUAUGAAGCAUCACUGGAAUAUGUCUUUAAAAUUCAAGAAGUUCAAGAAAAGAAGAAGUUUGAAUUUGUUGAACCGCUUUUAUCAUUCCUUCAGGGUUUGUUUACUUUUUACCACGAGGGAUAUGAACUCGCCCAGGAAUUUGCACCAUAUAAGCAACAGCUGCAGUUCAACUUGCAGAAUACAAGGAAUAAUUUUGAAAGCACUCGACAAGAGGUAGAGCGGUUGAUGCAAAGGAUGAAAUCUGCCAACCAAGAUUACAGACCACCUAGCCAGUGGACGAUGGAAGGCUACCUUUAUGUUCAGGAGAAACGACCACUUGGUUUUACGUGGACUAAGCAUUACUGUACAUAUGAUAAAGGAAGUAAAACAUUUACAAUGAGUGUCUCAGAAAUGAAGUCCAGUGGGAAAAUGAACGGCCUUGUUACCAGCUCUCCAGAAAUGUUUAAGUUAAAAUCUUGUAUCCGACGGAAGACAGAUUCAAUUGACAAGCGAUUCUGCUUUGACAUAGAAGUAGUGGAAAGGCAUGGCAUCAUCACACUGCAGGCCUUCUCCGAAGCUAAUCGGAAACUCUGGCUCGAAGCCAUGGAUGGGAAAGAACCAAUUUAUACCCUGCCUGCCAUUAUGAGCAAGAAAGAAGAAAUGUACUUAAAUGAAGCAGGGUUCAACUUCGUGAGAAAAUGCAUUCAAGCCGUGGAAACAAGAGGCAUCACGAUUUUAGGCCUGUACCGAAUAGGAGGCGUGAACUCCAAAGUUCAGAAACUCAUGAACACCACAUUUUCUCCAAAAUCCCCUCCUGAUAUGGACAUUGAUAUUGAACUAUGGGAUAAUAAGACAAUAACAAGUGGACUGAAAAACUACCUCAGGUGCCUUGCAGAACCACUGAUGACUUACAAGUUACACAAAGAUUUUAUUGUUGCUGUUAAAUCUGAUGACCAAAACUACCGGGUGGAGGCUGUACAUGCAUUGGUGCACAAAUUGCCAGAGAAAAACAGAGAGAUGCUGGACAUCUUAAUAAAGCACCUGGUCAAAGUAUCACUCCAUAGCCAACAAAAUCUCAUGACUGUCUCAAACCUUGGUGUCAUAUUUGGCCCAACUCUAAUGAGGGCACAGGAAGAAACCGUGGCUGCGAUGAUGAAUAUUAAAUUUCAGAAUAUUGUGGUUGAAAUUCUAAUAGAGCACUAUGAAAAGAUUUUCCAUACUGCCCCAGACCCAAACAUUCCUCUUCCUCAACCUCAGUCUCGAUCUGGAUCCCGAAGGGCGCGCGCCAUCUGCCUGUCGACAGGCUCCCGGAAGCCCAGAGGGAGAUACACUCCAUGCUUGGCAGAGCCUGAUAGUGACUCCUACAGCAGCAGCCCAGCCAGCACACCCAUGGGGAGCAUUGAGUCCCUCUCCUCUCACUCUUCUGAACAAAACAGCAACACAAAGCCUGCUUCCUGCCAGCCCAGGGAGAAAUCUGGAGGGAUUCCUUGGAUUGCAUCCCCAUCACCUUCCAAUGGACAGAAAAGUCUUGGUCUCUGGACUAGUCCUGAAUCCAGUUCUAGAGAAGAUGCAACCAAAACGGAUGCAGAAUCAGAUUGCCAGAGUGUUGCCUCCGUCACUAGCCCGGGGGAUGUUUCCCCACCCAUAGACCUGACCAAGAAAGGGCCGCAAGGGGUUUCAGGGCAGAAAAGAGCCUCAGCUACCUUUCUCAAAUCCAUCUCUGCAGCUGAAGGAAACAAGAGCUACAGUGGUUCCAUUCAAAGCUUAACUUCCAUAGGUUCCAAAGAGACGCCGAAAGCCUUGCCGCACCCAGACCUGCCUCCAAAAAUGUGCAGGAGGUUAAGGCUAGACACUGCCUCAAGCAAUGGCUACCAGCGGCCUGGCUCCAUUGUGGCAGCGAAAGCCCAACUGUUUGAAAAUGUUGGUUCAGUUAAGCCAGUUUCUUCUGGGCGCCAAGCCAAAGCCAUGUACUCCUGUAAAGCCGAGCACAGCCACGAGCUCUCCUUCCCGCAGGGGGCGAUAUUUUCCAACGUGUACCCAUCAGUGGAACCAGGAUGGUUGAAGGCAACUUAUGAAGGCAAAACAGGACUAGUCCCAGAAAAUUAUGUUGUCUUCCUCUAAUAUUAUUUAGUGGAUGGCAGUAUCUUCAUGGUAUCCAUGGUAACAAAUAAGAAGUGCUAUGAUUUUAUCUGACACAGAUAUGGGGAUUAACCCACUAAAUGAAAACAGACCAUUUCUAUCAAGUCCCACACCAGCAGCUCCCUAUUAAUGGAAAAUGAGAACAGAAGUUUAAAUUGUUUCCAUUCUUUUUAUUUUUUGGCUGGUUUCUUACUUUAAAGUAUCUUUCUUUUUGAUAAGUAACUCUCCACAUGUCUCCUCCAUAACAAUUGAGAAUCUCAAAUACUGUAGAAAUACUAUAUCCCAGAAAUUUGAAAACUAGAAAUCUGAUAUAAGGAUUUUGGAGUCUGUCCUUAGCUGUCUGACAUUCUCUGAGGAAUCUUGAAAUCAUUACUUAAAAACGUAUUUAAAUUGUUCAUUUAUUAUUUUUUCUUAAAAGUAUACUAUUCUUAUAUAUGAUUAUUUUGCUGGUCCUGAACAUUUCAAGAAAAUCAGUUUUUUUUAAUGUAACUUUAUUUUUGUUUACCAAGUAGAUGGUAAUAUUCAAAGGCAAUGAUGUAUAUGAUGUAUGAUGUCUGUAAAUGAAGCCAAAUUAAGUCAUACACUGAGUCCACUUUAAACACUCCAUCCAGAAUCCCAGACACCUGCCUUCAGCUUUGAGCAGGGAUCAGCACACUGUUUCUGUGAAGGCCUCAUAGUAAGUACUUCGUCCUUUGCAAGCCCUGUGGACUCCAUCGCAGACCUUAUCCCUGCCAUCAUGCAGGGAGCCGCCAUAGACGUGAACAAAUGGAUGGGCGUGUCUACGUGCCAAUGCAGCUUUCUGUAAGGACCCUGAAAUUUGAAGAUCUUAUCAUUAUCAUGAGACUCGAAAUAGUCGUCUUUGACAUUUAAAAAUCCAUUUUAAAAUGUAAAAGUUGUUUCAGCUGCUGGAUCAUACAAAACCAGGCAGCAGCAGGUCGAGUGCGACUCCUGGGGCUUGGUCUACCAACCCCUGGUUCGGAGGAUGUAUGAAAGUACUCUUAUGUCUUUGGGGGUUUUAUGAAAUUUUACUACGUUAUCAUAUAAAUACUGAUGAAUCACAGGCACAUAUCCUCAGCUAGUAGCAUUAUAA